AUGACAAAAUUAUCAAAUGAUAAUCUUAAUAUUUGUCAUUUUCGUGAUUGUUUAUUAGGAAAAGAAGAUCAACAAUUUUUAAAUUCAAUUAAUAUAGAUUUAGAUCAAUUUCGACAACAUAAUGCAAUGGAAUUAAAUAAAAUUUUAAAAACAAAAGUUAAUUGUUUAGAAAAUAAUAUUAAAAUUUUAUUAGAAGAUAUAAUUAAUUUACUUAAAUUACGUACAGAUGGAUUAGGUAUUGAACAAUUAGAACGACCUGUACAAUUAAUAACAUAUGCUAAUGAUAUAUCAAGUAAACAUAAAGAAUUACGUUCAAAAGUUGCAACACUUGAAAAAGAAAUAGCUGAAUAUAAUUAUGAGAAUGAAAAAUUAAAUCUUAUUUUACAAUCUAUUCCAACACAUGAACAUCAUUUAUCAACAUUAAUACAUUCAAUUAAUGAUAAUACAUAUUCAACAUUAUUAGCUAAUAUGAGUAGACAGACUCAACAACACGACAAUAAUAAACAAUCAUAUUCACCAAUAAGUCCAAUAUCAUUAAAUGAUAAAGAUAUUUCAUGUACACCAGCAGAAUAUUCAUCAUAUUCAAAUCAAAUUCCCGCAUCAUCAUAUGAUAUUGUUAAAACUGAACGAAAAUCCAGUUUUACUAUACUGAAGAAAGAAAAGAAAACUUCUGAUUUAGAUUCCGAGAUGUGA
Messenger RNA from Rotaria sordida, 693 nucleotides. The record is from the annotation of a GenBank genome assembly. Lineage: Eukaryota; Metazoa; Rotifera; Eurotatoria; Philodinida; Philodinidae.